AUUUUAGGCAUAGAGAAUCGUAAUUAAAUUCAUUUACCUUCGCUCCCGUUUACUCAACCCAUCGACAAACGAGGAGAUUAUAAUGUUGAGAUUUUGCUUCCCCGGGUAAACUGAGAAUUUUUAAUUCCUUGGUGAACGUCCCAAAAAUCAGUUGGCCUACGCAUGCAUCUCCAAGUGGCUAGUCGUAACAGCCGAAAUAAACAAAGGCAGGCGAAGAUAUGAUGAGGUAAAAGCUAUCUUCAAUCAAUUGCUCGCCACACUCAUUUCAACUUUUAUUUUUUUAUUCGUCUAUAAAGAGACAUCAAAAUUCAUUCUAUUACCCAAAAGGGAUGACAAAUGCGAAUGCCUUUACGUCAUGGACCCCAGCGGUCUCAGCCAAACAUCCAGAUAAUAUCGUAUCCUCAGGAUUCACAACAGCGAAAAUAUUCCGGCCAUCUUACGAGAAGGAGGAGCCAUGUAUGGAGCAAUUGAUGGCCAAUGAAUAUCAAAGAAUGUGGUUGACAGAGAGAGAUCAGUGGCUGAGCAAAACUACCUCGAGAGGAGAAAAAAAGCGCCGGCCGAGAGCUGCCCCCAGUCAAAAGAGUCAAAAUACGAAAAAAAACGACGACAAAGCGAAAAUAAAGUCUGGACGAAUGUAAUAGCAAUGUCGGCUGUCCAAACAACUCGUGCACAACUUGACGGAAAGCCAUAAAGCUCAUCAUCGACGAUACAAGUCCAGUGAAUAACCAUCAAUCAGUGAUUCUCAAAUAUUUAUAUCAAAUUCAAAAUGCAAAACGAGCAGAAAAGCGUUAAAUAAUUUUACAGUCUUCCGAUAUGAAAAUUACUUACAAAUCAAGACACACCUCCAACACUUAUCCCACAAAACUUACAGGCGCGGCUUCACUAUCCAUUCCAUAUAAUAAAACCCAGCGAUUCAAAGUGAAAUUAAUUCAGCCAUAAUGUACUCGAGAAUCUGUCCGAAAGCCCGGAAACGGUUUUAUGGCCGAUAAUAUCCUGUCUUUUUAUCUUC
Messenger RNA from Diachasmimorpha longicaudata, 1009 nucleotides. RefSeq lists its product as uncharacterized. The coding region runs from base 330 to 638 and encodes 102 amino acids. Lineage: Eukaryota; Metazoa; Arthropoda; Insecta; Hymenoptera; Braconidae. The record is from RefSeq and is a predicted model, not a curated record. The transcript has 3 exons.